AUGCCAGUGGCAGCCUCUGUGAGACACUCUGCCUCCUCCUUGUCUUGUCUACAGAAAUACCAAGUGGUUACACAUGAGGCUGGCAGAGCACUUCCGACUCGGGCUCCCCAAAUGAAGGGCUCGAGGUGGGCACUAGUGGUGCCGGGACCUCCGUGUGUCAGGUUGGGGAUCAUGCUAGUGUUGGCGUUGAUUUUCCUGCCAACCUUGUACUGUGACCUGGGAUCUGUAUAUUACUCUUCUUAUGAAACAGUCAUCCCCAAGAGCCUGACAGUCAAGGGAAGGGAAGACCCAGUGGAAAAGGCAUCCUAUAUGCUCUUAAUGCAGGGCCAGAAAUGGAUGAUUCACCUGAAGGCGAAGAGAGACUGUUUUGUGAAGGACUUUCCAGUCUUCAGCUACCACGGUGGCGUCCUGGGGCAAGAAAUGCCUUUCAUCUCACAUGACUGUCACUAUGAAGGCUACAUAGAAGGAGUCCCGGGUUCUUUUGUUUCUCUCAACACCUGUUCAGGCCUCAGGGGCAUCCUGAUUAAGGAGGGGUCCCCACUAGCCUUGAAAAACCACAUCCUAUCAACAGCAGUAGCUGUGAAAACAGGCGGCCUAGCACCCAGUAUACUCACACCGCUUGACGAAGGAGGCCGUCUCGUUGGCCUCGCCAUCAAAUCAUUCCUUUUUGGACAGUGUCAUAAACAGAACUUGAGGAACGAAGCUUUGAAGAUGUUAAAAGAGCAUCGAGAGCGUAUUGACCCGUCCCCAGACCUAGCCACGGGCACCGAAGCUGAUGCUGUGGAAGGGAAGUCACGAGAGAAAGGCACACAGCUAUCUGAAGGAUUACGAGAGAUCAGAGAAGGCGGCGCCGAGGCUGUGUCUCAACCAGUCUCCUGUGGGGUCACUUCCAAAGGCAGACCAAGUGAAGCUUCUGCCAGCCUUGUGGCACAGGGGAGCGGGGAAGCCUCUACAGUUCCAGGCAUCGUCCUCCUUUUGCUCAACACCAAGUAUGUGGAGAGUUGUGUGGUCAACAACCAGCGGUUCCAAAUGUGGGGCAGUGACGUCAGUGGGAAUCCAGAGGGUCAUGGACAUCACCGCUCGGCCAACAGCUUCACAGGGGAGAUAAACAGAGGGGUAGCAACAGGUAGCUCUGAUUACUUCUACCAGUUCCUCCGGAACAAUAAAGCAAGCUGCCUAUUUACCAAGCUCGCCCCAAACGAUCGCCUUCAUGUGAGGAAUGCAGAGUGUGGAAAUGGUGUGUUGGAGGACAAUGAGGAGUGUGACUGUGGACCUGACUGUGGUAAUAACCGGUGCUGUGACCAAACAUGUAGGCUGAAGGAAAAUGCAAAGUGUAGUCCUGGACCCUGCUGUAAUGAAACAUGUGGAUUUGCAGAAAAGGGAUUCAUAUGUCGUCCUGCUCUUGGAGAGUGUGACCUUCCUGAAUAUUGUGAUGGUACAACUGCAAUAUGCCCCCACGACACAUACAAGCAAGAUGGUACAACUUGUGAAAGAGUUCACUAUUGUGUUCAGGGUGUGUGCAGGACCCCGGAUAUUCAAUGUCUACAUGUCUUUGGGUACCCUGCAAGGUCUGCCCCAGAAGACUGUUACAUUUCCAUGAACACCAAAGGAGACCGAUUUGGAAACUGUGGCUUUCCCACAUCACCUAGGUCAGAAUACAUUAAAUGUGAGGAUGAAAACAUAUAUUGUGGGAAAAUCAUAUGUACAAAUAUUAAACAUGUACCAGAAAUUAAACCUAAUCAAACAAUGAUUCAGGUCCCUCAUAAAGAUGAUUUCUGCUGGAGCAUGGAUGUCUAUGACAUUACUGAUAUCCCUGAUAAUGGAUAUGUGCACAUUGGCACUCUUUGUGCCCCAGAGAAAAUCUGUAUGAAUCGCUCCUGCACUGAUCAUGCUGUGCUCAACUACGACUGUGAACCGAAGCAAAUGUGUAAUGGGAGAGGAGUUUGCAACAAUUUAAAGCACUGCCAUUGUGAGGCUGGCUAUGCACCCCCCAACUGCAAAACUGCAGGAAAUGGGGGUAGUGUGGACAGUGGCUCUCCUAGUGCACCACACCCAGAUAUGGGCUUCAGCAACUGCAGCUUUGACAACUUCCACCAGCUGUUGUACAAGCACUGA
This is a messenger RNA of Puma concolor (puma), 2115 nucleotides long. Lineage: Eukaryota; Metazoa; Chordata; Mammalia; Carnivora; Felidae. The record is from RefSeq and is a predicted model, not a curated record.